AUGGUAAUUGUGGAUAGAUUCACAAUCGCACCUGAUGCAGUAGUAUGUAAAGAAGCCGUUCUGGAAGGAGACAUAACCAUUUCUUCAGGUACUGUUGUGCAUCCGACAGCCAUAAUACGUGCUACAAAUGGCCCUAUUAUAAUUGGUGAAAAUAAUAAUAUUGAGGAAACUGCUGUAAUUGAGAAUUUAAGCACAAAUGGCGAAACACUCACAGUUGGUUGUGAUAAUGUUUUCGAAAUUGGUUGUGUUGUUCAUGCCCUGAAGAUUGGUGAUAAUAAUGUUUUUGGUGUGCGAUCUCAAGUUGGUCUUCAUACAAUAGUUACUCGAGGUUGCUCUGUUGGUACCAAUUGCACGUCGACUCUUCAAGAAGAGUUGCCGGAAAACACUGUCAUAUAUGGGAAAAAUAAUAACCGACGAGUGGCUAAACAUCCACCGCAGCUUCAAAUAAGCCAGUUGGAGUAUUUGAGGAAAGCAUUCGAAAGAUAUCAUUACUUAGUUAAAUCUUCAUCAUGA
Messenger RNA from Thelazia callipaeda (thelaziosis nematode), 513 nucleotides. Lineage: Eukaryota; Metazoa; Nematoda; Chromadorea; Rhabditida; Thelaziidae. The record is from the annotation of a GenBank genome assembly.